Molecule: messenger RNA, 4358 nt
Organism: Nasonia vitripennis (jewel wasp)
Lineage: Eukaryota; Metazoa; Arthropoda; Insecta; Hymenoptera; Pteromalidae
Gene: mbt
Product: serine/threonine-protein kinase PAK mbt
Exons: 5
Coding region: 1013-3052 (679 amino acids)
Biological process (GO): regulation of MAPK cascade; protein phosphorylation; intracellular signal transduction
Cellular component (GO): cytoplasm
Molecular function (GO): protein serine/threonine kinase activity; ATP binding
Source: RefSeq, a predicted model, not a curated record
CACGGCAGUAGCAGUUGCGGCGCACUGUGUGCCUCGGCCCUCGAGUCGCGUCGCGACCCUCGUUCACCGCCUGUGCCAAGCGACCUGUUAUUCGUCCUCUCGCUCUCGCUCUUCUUUCCAUCAUACUCUCGAUCACAACUAUUCACAAGUACUCCGCCGCGUGUGUCCCGUGAGUCCCGUGCAGUGCUACCGUCGCCAUUCACCGACGGACAAACCGCAUCUCGGAUCUCCUAUUCUCCUCGCGCCGCCGCAGCCACCGGAUGUGUCGUUGUGUCCUGCUGCACAUACGUUGCACAUCAGCCCACCCCUCACCACUCGGGCUGCUCGGGCACUCACCGCUGUCAUCAGCAUCGCGGCGAACGAUGUAUCAACGCUGUAGUCUGACAGCGUCGAGCGGCGGCGUCUCUACACUCGUCAUUCGCGUGUGAUUUAAACUCUUUCUUCUCGCUACUACCAGAGAUUAGCUAAUAUACUGUGCACGCCAGCAGUCCAGCACUACACCGCGUCGGUUAAGUAUAUCCAGUGCCUGUGUGCUCCGUCCGAGAAAAGAGAGCGUGCCGCGAGUCGGCGAGGGAAGCCCACCUAGUGCCUACUUUGUACAUAUUAUAUACUUAUACCAGUGUCUCUCCGCGCGCAACUUUUCCUGCACUGCAGCAGCUUCGACGAGCCAUAAGUAGCUCGCAGCUCGCUGUUCGUUUUCCUUGUUUAAGUAGUGCGGCGACACGGGAAGCACCGGACGAGCUAGUGCUGCUGUUCGCCAGGAGAAAAUGGCCAGGCGCUGCUGGCGAUUGGAAAGUCGCCGCCGCCGCCGCCGUCACGGAGAGGCUGCUACCUCGGCAGCAACGCCCGCCGCCGGUUUAUGACCAGCGCCAGACGAGGAAAGUCCACGACGACGAGCCAGUACCGUCGUUGCUGCGCUGCUUCUGCUGCUCUGCCGCCGUACUUAGUUUUCAUCGCGCCUACAUAGAGCAAACUUCGACUCAUUGACGAGCUGUGAUAGGAAGCCUUCACAAUGUUUGCCAAAAAGAAGAAGAAACCGCAGAUUUCUACGCCGACUAACUUUGAGCACAGGGUGCACACUGGCUUCGACAAGCGAGAGGGCAAAUUUGUUGGACUGCCGUUGCAAUGGGCCUCUAUUGUCGGAAACAACCAAAUACUCAAGUCUACCAACAGGCCUCUGCCAUUGGUGGAUCCUAGCGAAAUCACACCGACUGAGAUUUUAGAUCUGAAGACUAUAGUGCGGGGUCACAAUGAUCCCAGACUGGGCAAAUCCAUGGUAGGGGAGAAGGCCGUGGAGAGCAAUUUGCCAAAAAUGAGCAGCGUUGCAAGGUCCAAUUCUCUGAGAUCUUCCAGUCCACCCAGGCUAAGGAGAGAUUACAGGAACAAUACAAACCUGCCGCCAUCCGUUCCAGAGGGUCAAGAGAUGACAUUGAAUCCAACUCCAACCCAGAUGUAUCCCAACUACAAUAACAAGGCUCAUGGAUAUCCUGAUAAAAUGAGGCAGAACUCGCCGAGUGUUGGCCCAGCAACAAAUUCAGGACACAAUAUGAUUCCAAAUCUUCAGAACCUCAAUCCCAAUAUGCAGUCAUCACCGAACUUGCCACAUAUGAGUACAAAUGCCCAGAAUCUCUCAAUGAAUUUCCACAAUUUGAGUCCGAUUCCGAGUAUGCAGAGCCCACCAUCCAACCCAAACAUUCCUCAAAUGCAGGAGUACGACUUUCAAAGAAUGAAUCCAUCCAUGCCCAUCCAACCGGGAACAGCUCAGUACAAUGGCAACAUGCAAUCAGCUAAAGCGGAUCCUGCAAGAGCAGCAGCUGCAGCUCAGAAUAUGAUGAUACACAAUGCACAGCCAAAAGUCUCACCUGUUGGUUCAAUUGCAUCUCAGCGUCCCUUGAGCCAGCUUAGUUCAUACAAUGUUACCAAACAUACACAAAACUAUGGAGCAGCAGAAAAUCCAAACUUCCAUACGCAUUUCCAGAAACCUAUCGAGAGCUCACAGUCAAUGCACAAUCUUUCAAAGGCAGGUGCCCUAUCUCCAAUGCCAGGAAACAGCUCUACCCCGGAUCAGAAUCAGAAUAUGAAGAGUGCCAUAUCAUCAGGUAAUUUAGCUGUAGGAUCUGGCACAGCUGCAAACAACACUGGAAAACAAAACGCAGAACAGAGGCUGACUCAUGAACAGUUCAGAGCUGCAUUACAAAUGGUGGUGAGCAAUGGAGAUCCACGUGAAAACUUGGAAAACUUCCUGAAAAUCGGAGAAGGUAGUACAGGUACAGUAUGCAUCGCUACCGACAAAACUACGAAUCGACAAGUUGCAGUAAAAAAGAUGGAUCUGCGCAAGCAGCAACGUCGAGAGUUGCUAUUCAACGAAGUGGUCAUCAUGAGGGAUUACCAUCAUCCAAACAUUGUUGAGAUGUACGACAGCUUUUUAGUGAACGACGAACUCUGGGUCGUCAUGGAGUAUUUAGAGGGUGGCGCUUUAACGGACAUUGUUACACACUCUCGAAUGGACGAGAGCCAGAUCGCGACAGUUUGUCUGCAGUGCCUUAAGCCCCUGCAGUAUCUACACUCGCAGGGCGUUAUACAUCGAGAUAUCAAGUCGGAUUCGAUAUUGCUUACAGCUGAUGGAAGGGUGAAACUUUCAGACUUCGGAUUCUGUGCACAGGUCUCACAGGAGCUGCCCAAACGAAAAUCACUUGUCGGUACUCCUUAUUGGAUGAGUCCCGAAGUGAUUUCUAGGUUACCAUAUGGGCCGGAAGUUGAUAUUUGGUCUUUGGGAAUUAUGAUUAUUGAAAUGGUGGACGGAGAGCCACCGUUUUUUAAUGAACCACCCUUACAAGCUAUGAGGCGCAUCAGAGAUAUGCCUCCACCAAAAUUGAAAAACUCACACAAGGUGAGCCCAAGACUGCAGAAAUUCCUCGAAAAAAUGUUGGUGCGAGAUCCAGCUCAUAGAGCUACAGCUGCUCAAUUGCUUGAAGAUUCAUUCCUUAUGCAGGCUCAGAGCCCAAGUAUCUUGAUACCGCUGAUGCGAGGUUCCAGACAUACAAACUGUUAAUAUAUUUAUAAGAAAAAAAAAAUGAAGAUGGUAAAAGAGAAAGAUUAUAACAGUGCAGUAUUGGAAUUGAUUGCUUUCGAGCGAAACACAAGAGUAAACUUUUAGGAUGUAUGUAUUCGGCUUGACACUCGCAGCGUAGUCUUUUUGUCAAAGGACCGUGUAAAAUUUUCGUUAAAGUUUGACACUCACUCGCUGUAAGCACGCAUCUAGUAUUAUAAAGUUCAUCAAGUUUGCUAUAGGUUAUGUUAAAUGUUGUAGCAUCUACACAAACCUAUUUCCAAGUGCCUUGACGGAGUAGAAUUCCUUGAUAAGGUGCAUAUAUAUGUGUGUGUGUAUAUAUAUAUAUAUAUAUAUAUAUAAUAUAGAAACGUCGUACGGAUGUUCUAAAACUCUUCUUUAUCAAUACCGGAAAUAACACAACUUUGCUUUUUAAUUUUUCUUUUUACAUGUCGUAUAUUCAUCGUCAAACUUAUGCGCUUCAGUUAAAUGAUGCUAAUAAUACAGUUAGUUAUUGACGAUUUCAUUACAUCAACUUAAUUAUUAACUUAAACCUAUGUACGAUAUUUACAAGAAUCAUCAUUCACCAAAGCCAAUUUUCAGAUUUACUCAUCAAUUCACAUUUAUCAACACUUAUAUUAUGAUGUUUAUACUUUUCAUUUAUAGUCAAUCGCAAUAGGCAGCUUUUAUAUAUAUAUAUACCUGACACUUAAAUCAAGUUGAAUCCAUGCUUAAUACUUAAACAUCGGAUUAAUAGUAAAAUUGAUUUUUAUUGUUGGAAUAUAUAGAGUAUCUGAAAACGAGCGACUAAAGACUUUAAGCUUUUACAUUCCACAUAAAAAGAAAAUGGACAUGUGAUAUUUUUCAUCGGCAGAUUAAAAAGGAAAAAGAUUUUGUAUAAGAUGAUUUUUUAUAUACACUCGCAUUGUUGAGAAAAUUUACUGAUGUAGACUUUAUAAACAUUUAUGUAAAUGGAUUGUUAAAUAAUCUUAAACGAUUAAAAUUCCACGUUAAGGAAACGUUUAUUAUGCGUGGCGCUUGAUCUUGUCAUGAUCAUUCGCACUUAAGAUUCUAGCAAUAUUAUUUUUUAUACGCAAAGAAUCACGAGAUCUAUUGUAUUUCUAACAAAGCAAAUCGCAUCACUUGUUUCAUGAAAUGUUUUUAAGUAAUUAAGUUAUGCUAAAGUAUCAAUUUUUAUCACUUUUUUGCUAUUGAAAAUUAGCUAUUAAAGUACAAUUGUGACGUCUUUGUACGCGAAGACUAAAGAAUGAAAGUAAAAAUAUAUUCAAUUUUUCUGAUACAUUCAAAA